Molecule: messenger RNA, 2299 nt
Organism: Trichomycterus rosablanca
Lineage: Eukaryota; Metazoa; Chordata; Actinopteri; Siluriformes; Trichomycteridae
Gene: slc2a3b
Product: solute carrier family 2 member 3b
Exons: 10
Coding region: 15-1580 (521 amino acids)
Biological process (GO): dehydroascorbic acid transport
Cellular component (GO): plasma membrane
Molecular function (GO): D-glucose transmembrane transporter activity
Source: RefSeq, a predicted model, not a curated record
UAAUACACUUUCAGAUGAAGAAGAUGGAAGAUGGCAGUAAGAGAAAGCAGGUGACCUCUCAUUUGCUGUUUUGUGUGUCCACGGCAGUCAUAGGUUCUCUGCAGUUUGGCUAUCACAUUGGGGUCAUCAAUGCACCUUAUAAGAUUAUACAAGCUUUUUUUAAGAAUGCAUCUCUGGACCGGUAUGGAAAAGCCAUGGAAGACUGCACUGUUACUAACCUGUGGAGUUUUGCUGUAGCUGUAUUCAGUGUUGGUGGCAUGAUCGGUGCCCUCUGUGUAGGAAUUUUGGUCAACAGGUUCGGAAGUCGGAAGUCUAUGCUUCUUUCAAAUGUCCUGGCUCUAAUCGGAGGGGGUUUGAUGGGCUUGUCCAAUGUGGCCCAAUCAUAUGAAAUGGUGAUUCUUGGCCGCCUGGUCAUCGGCAUCUUUUGUGGCCUCUGCACCGGUCUAACACCCAUGUACGUGGGGGAGCUGGCACCAACAGCACUCCGUGGAGCUUUCGGGACCCUCCACCAGUUAGGAACUGUUGUCGGCAUCCUUGUGGCUCAGAUCUUUGGUUUACAGAAUUUGUUGGGUUCUGAAUCUUGGUGGCCAUUGCUGCUGGGACUGACCGUGUUGUCCACAGUAGUGCAGAGCAUCAUGCUGCUGUUCUGCUCAGAGAGUCCAAGAUACCUGCUCAUCAACAUGCAACAGGAAGAGGAGGCUCGCAAGGUGUUGGUACGUCUUUGUGGCCACGAGGAUGUUGAAGAGGUUGUUCAGGAGAUUAGAGAGGAAGCCAUGAAGGUGGCCAAAGAGAAAAACGUGUCCUUUCUUGAGUUGUUCCGCAACCCUGUUUACCGGCAGCCCAUCAUUAUAGCCAUUGUCAUGAACAUCUCACAGCAGUUCUCAGGAAUCAAUGCUGUAUUUUAUUACUCUACAGAAAUCUUUAAAAGUGCAGGAGUUGCUGAACCGAUUUUUGCCACUAUUGGAGCAGGCAUAGUAAACACUGUCUUCACAGUCGUCUCUCUCUUUCUGGUGGAGAGAGCAGGACGAAGGACACUUCAUAUGAUUGGACUGGGUGGAAUGGCUGUUUGUGCUGUUAUCAUCACAGUAUCUCUCCAGCUUGUGCUUAGCCAAACUUCACCAAUCAGCUAUCUGGCAGUUGUGGCAGUCUUGGGGUUUGUGGCAAGUUUUGAAAUCGGCCCUGGUCCUAUCCCAUGGUUCAUAGCAACAGAGUUGUUUGCUCAGGGUGCCCGGCCAGCUGCCGUUGCUGUGGGUGGCUGCUCUAACUGGACGGCCAACUUCCUGGUGGGCCAGUGCUUCCCUAUUCUGCUGAGCCUGUGUGGACCGUAUGUCUUCAUCAUUUUUUUCAUCCUCCUCGUGUUUUUCCUCCUGUUUACUUACUUCUGGGUUCCUGAGACUAAGGGACGAACCUUUGAGGACAUUGCCAGUGGAUUUGCUACUGCAGCGGCCUCUAGCAAGAAAGAAGACAUUCGGCCAGAAAUCAGUUCACCGGUAUCCUCGACCACAGAAAAGGUCCAGAUGGUGGACUUUACAGGAAAUCCAACAACCAAGAUCGAAACUAAUCCACAGACUAAUUUUUAAUGCACCCCCCUCCCCCAAUUUUGCUUCUGAUCUAGUUGUAUCCAAUUACCAAGUUGUGUUUUAACUCUACUGCUGCAGACCUCCACUUCUGACUGAUGAGGGCCAUAACUAACACACGCACCCUCUGACACGUUUGCAGUAGCCACCUGCUUGUUUUCAUAUGAAUCUUCAUAUAAAGAUCUGUAUCGCGCACAGAGGUUGACGCUUUAUUGGCAUGACAAAUAAGGACAUUCGUAUUGCCAAAGCUCAGUUACAGAGAAAAGAAAAAUAACAAGAACAAAUAUGUACAAAACAAUUACAGAUGCAAGAAAAUAAAACACAAUAAAAUAAUAAUAAAAACAGUGCAAAUAGUAGCAGUUAUGAGGUAGUCAUAACUUCCCAAAUUAUUCCCUGUCUCUGUGCCAGUAGAGGUUGAAAUUGAAGCAGUUAUGAGGAAUCCCUUCUGCACUCUCUCCACCGGACAAGCCGGUUAUGUGCAGGCGUCGCAGAGCUGAGAUUCGAACUCGUGAGUUUGAAAUGUUAGUGUUGGUGGACUAGUGUGCAUUACUGCUGUGCCACUCGAGUGCCCUCACAGACCAAUUUUAAAAGAAACACAUUUUGAAUCCAGACACAAGGUUUCAGAUGAAUAAAUCAAAUUUGAUCACAAUCAUUAGAGAGCAGAAACAAUUUGUUUAAACUUAAAAAUGGCGAAUACUCUUGAUAUUUUACCCGGUGGUAAA